Chlamydomonas reinhardtii is the source of this 2356-nucleotide messenger RNA. RefSeq lists its product as uncharacterized. The record is from RefSeq and is a predicted model, not a curated record. Gene Ontology annotation, molecular function: phosphatidate phosphatase activity. Lineage: Eukaryota; Viridiplantae; Chlorophyta; Chlorophyceae; Chlamydomonadales; Chlamydomonadaceae. The coding region runs from base 232 to 1248 and encodes 338 amino acids. Gene Ontology annotation, biological process: phospholipid metabolic process. The transcript has 6 exons.
GUACAGCCGGUCCGGCGUUGACUGGUCCCGCGGCCGCAUCUUACGGCAUGAAGCAGCUUAAUGUCUCAGGAGGAAGGCCAAUCACUAGCUCUGCGUCAACGGAAGAGUUCUGCGAACUUGGGAGUGAUUCAGACCGUGGACUUGGCCGAAGCCGCAAGCACAGGCUCGCGACAACCCCUCCUACCUGAUAAUAUGUCAACAGGCAAUAAUGGCGGGGCGCUAGGGGUAGACAUGGCGUCUCGGGCGCCACAAGAUAUCGAAGCGGCCAUCGCGGACGACAGCCGCAGAAAGACGAAGCAACAGCAGCCGCUCUGGAAGCGAUUCCUUACCUCACAGCUCACCUGGGACGGUGUAGCAGCGGCGUCGUGCUUAAUCCUCGCAUUGGUGCUGGAACUUGCAAAGCCGCGGAACACAUACAUCCUCAAGGACACUCUAUACUGGCAUUCCUACCCCAAGAAGGACAACACGGUGCCCAGUUCCUCCGUGCCCAUCUACAGCUUGAUCGGCCCCUUCGUGGUCUUCCUCUUCUACCGCUUCGUGGCCAAGCGCUCCAACUACGAGGUGGCCCGGCUCACCAUCGCGCUGUGCCUGGCCUACUUCCUGACCGGCGCCAUCACCAACUGCCUCAAGCUGCCGGUGGGGCGGCUGCGGCCCAACUUCGUGCGCACCUGCUGGCCCAACGGCACCAUCGUGCUCAGCCACGAGGACCAGUGGGGCGGCUACGCGGUGUGUGACCCCAGCGUGCCGGAGUCGGAUGUGGACGAGGUCCACAAGAGCUGGCCCAGCGGCCACAGCUCCCUCUCGGCCGCGGGCCUGGGCUUCCUGACCUUCUGGCUGCUGGGCCAACUGCGCGCCUUCGCCGCGCCCUCGCCCUGGUUUUGGGGCGCCGCCUCCGCGGCCGCGCCGCCCUCCAAGGGCCGGCAGUGGCGCUUCCUGGUCGCCAUCCUGCCCUCGUUCGGAGCCGUGGCAGUGGCCGUCACGCGCGUGCUUGACUACUGGCACUUCCCCAGCGACGUGCUCACGGGCCUGGCCAUCGGCUUCCUGACCGCCUUCUUCGUGUACCGCCUCAUCUACCCGCCGCUCACGCACCCGCGCUGCGACCUGCCCUGGGAUCACCUGGAGCGGAUCGAGGAGGCGGCGCGGCUGGCGGGCGCAGCCGGCGGCGCGCUGGCGUCGUCCACGUCGUCGGGAAACGGGGCCGGCGCGGCGCACCUGGCGCCGCCGCCGCUGCUGUCGGGUGGCCGGUAGCAGCAGCUACAGCAGCAGCAGCCGGAGGGGCGCCUGCCGCGGCCCGCUGGGGUCCGGGUCUGAGCGGGUGGGCGUAUGGCGGAGCCGCGGACGAUUUGGAGGCCGGCGGCGGGGCGGGGGCCGGGGCGGGCGCCGGGGCGGGGGCUGCGGCGGCGGGCGUGGGGACAGGCGAUGACGGCGAGUUGGUGGGCACAUCGCCCGCGGCGUCGGUGCUGAGCGUGGGGGAUGGCGGGCACGGCUGCUGGUGCGGCACGGAGGGCAGCGCCACCACCGGCCACAGCCAGCACGACCCGCUGGUCAUCACCAUGCUGCAACAGCAGCAGCAACAGCAGCAGCGGCCAGCCAGUGGUGCACACGGCGUCGGCGUGUUCGGCGCCGGCAGCGAAGUGGGCGUCGUGCGCGGCGCCGGCGCCGUCAGCGCGCAGGCUGUGCGGCUGGAGCGUCAGCCUGAGCGAGAGGGUGACGGUGGGUUAGGUAUGGUGAGCGGCACAUGGAGUACGGCAGGGAGUGGGCGCGGGUUGGACGCGGAGGGGAGGCUGAUCACGCCCAAGGCGGAUCGCGGGCGGGCGGCGCGCGGGGUGGUGCAGCGGCGCGUGCUGCGCGUGCUGACGUGAUGAGCGUGCUUGUUUGGUUGGAGUAUGUUGUCGGAAAGAUGGGGCACGACGAUGCUUAAUGGGUGCGUGUAUGUAUGCGGUACAGCCCAAGUGCAUGAUGCGGGUUGGUCGUGUACGCGUUGCAAGCGCUGGCGCUGCCUUGUAUGCCGGAAAGAAUUUCACGUGGGUUUGGCAGUUGGCAUAGGAUGGUCGGGCCACGCGUGAUUCGGGUUCGGAAGCGGGCAUGACACAUACUACGGUAUUUACUGGGCCGGGUGACUCUAUUGUGACUGGUGAGGGUGCCGCGGCGCCGCGCUGCUCCGGGCUUCCAGUUUGCGGUUGGUCGUUUCAGAGCGCCCAUCUCGCUGCGGUUAGCAAGGCUUGGCGAUUUGGAUGCACUGAUUGCUAACAUAACCGGUGUUAUCCAUAUUUAUCAGGAAGAGCACGGAGCCGUAGAGCCAUUCCUCGCCCACAUGCCCACGUCUACGCCCUCACCCACAUGCUCUCUAGCCCAC